Messenger RNA from Eimeria necatrix, 1782 nucleotides. Its product is annotated as tryptophanyl-tRNA synthetase, putative. The record is from RefSeq and is a predicted model, not a curated record. Gene Ontology annotation, cellular component: mitochondrial matrix; mitochondrion. The coding region runs from base 1 to 1782 and encodes 593 amino acids. Gene Ontology annotation, molecular function: ATP binding; tryptophan-tRNA ligase activity. NCBI's taxonomy places the organism in Eukaryota, Apicomplexa, Conoidasida, Eucoccidiorida, Eimeriidae. The transcript has 6 exons. Gene Ontology annotation, biological process: mitochondrial tryptophanyl-tRNA aminoacylation.
AUGAAGCAGCAGCUGGAUCCGCUGCGGGGCUUGCAGCAGCAGCAGCCACGAAGGAGGCUGCUGCUGUGCCUGGCUGUUCUGCUGCUCCUUUUUGCCGUGCAGCAGCAGCAGCAGCAGCAGCAGCAGCACAGCCUGCUGCCGCUGUCUUGCCACGCACGAAGCCUGCAGCCCACAGCAAGAUCUCCCGGCCUGGCUUUCGCUCCUCCCUUGCUGCUGCGACAAUUCCACCAGCAGCAGCAGCAGCAGCAGCAGCAGCAGAAACUGGGUGAACUGCAGCAGCAGCUUGACGGCACUAAACCGCUGCGCGAGCCACGCAGCUGCUUCAAGCUGUCAGCAGCAGCAGCAGCAGCAGAAGCAACAGCAGCAGCAGCUCCAGGAGACCGAGGGGGCCCCGUUUACCUCUCUGACUUACCUCCGGGGGCCCUAGCAGGCAAACGCAUAGUUGCUGGCCUGCAGCCAUCGGGUUCGCUGCACCUGGGACACCUGCUGUCGACGCUGCUGCCGCUGCAGCAGCAGCAGCAGCAGGGGGCUGAAACGCGGCUGCUGCUGUGUGACACGCAUGCGCUGUACGGCCGCUGCGACCAUCCACAUAGCAGCAGCAGCAGCAGCAGCAGCAGCAGCAUCAGCAGCAACGCAAUUGAGGCCCUGGCGCUGGCGUUGGCUUGCGGCAUCCGUCCACUGAGCCGCGGAGGGCAGCAGCUGCUGCAGCAGCUGCUGCAGCAGCCUUCUCAGCAUCCCCCCGAGCAGCAGCAGCAGCAGCAGCAGCAGCAGCAGCAGCAGCGGGGGGGCACUCUGAUCUUGCUGCAGAGCCUGGCCCCGGAGCACGCGCAGCUGGGGGCUUGGCUGCAGAGCCUCGUGCCUCUCAAUUGGGUCAUCCGCUGCAGCGCAGCACGAGCAGCAAUGGAGGCCCCGGGGGGUGUGAACUCUGUUGGCAGCGUUUUGUAUCCUCUGCAGAUGGCCGCAGACAUUUUGCUGCACUCCGCCCACUACGUCUUAGUGGGUACUGACCAGCAGCAGCACAUUGAGUUCGCCAGAGCUGUAGCCCGCCGCCUCAAUGCCAAGUUUUCGGAGGCCCCUGCUGCUCUGGGGGGCCCCCCUCCGUUGCUGCGACAGACACGCGGGUGGCCUCUGCGGCUGCAGCCCCAGGGGCCCCUUUGGGGCCCCCCGGGGCCCCGCAGGGGCCCCCCAGUGCCUCCCAGGGGCCUCCCGGGGCCCCCGGGGCCCCCGUGGGGGCCCCUGGGGCCUCUAUGGGCCCCCCCGGGGCCCCCCAGGGGCCCCCUGGGUCCCCGCAGGGGCCCCGCGGGGUCGCGGGCCGCGUGGGUGGGGAGUGGCAUGGGCCUUUUUCGCGAGGCCCCCCCGUGGGAGGUGGUUGGUUCCCCCUCGCGGGUGGGGGGCCGCGUGGGCUGCCUGCGGAGGCCGCGGGCCAAAAUGAGCAAAUCCGAUUUGGCCGCGGGGGGCCGCGUGAAUUUGCUGGACAGCAGCGCAGCAGUGGCGGCCAAGGUGGCCAAGGCCGUCACGGACGCGGGCAAAGGCGUGAGCUACGACCCCGUGCGGCGGCCGGGGGGCAGCAACUUGCUGUCGCUGUUGGCGGCUUUGGAGGGCCGGGGGGAAGUUUGUGUCCGCGAAGAGUUUUGCUGCAGCAGCAGCAGCAGCAGCAGCAGCAGCAGCAGCAGCAGCAGCAGCAGCUGGGCAGCAGUCAAGAGCCAGCUCGCCCUGAAGAUCAACCAAACCCUGCAGCCCAUCCAAAGGCAAGCCCCCGGGGGAUUACGAGUUAGGGGUUAG